UCCCCUUCCUCUCUAGCUUUCAUUCUCUAGCUUUAACACAAAUUAUACCAAUAUCUUUUGCCACUUACAUCAAUGUUUUAUACUAAUAUGGAGACGGUUCAUAACUGCUUCAAUGAUGCUACGAUAACCGGUGAUGAAAUCAUUGAUAUAUUGGCGUUUCUUCAAUCAGACGAGUCGGACAAUCCAAGCGGUAUAAACGAGGUAGUACCGGUGGAUGAUAAGAAGAGAAGACGGACGAUAUCAAACCGGGAAUCGGCCAAGAGAUCGAGGAUGAAAAAGAAGAAACGUUUUGAAGAGUUAACUGAAGAGGUGAACCGGUUAAACAUAAGAAAUCAGGAGCUGAAAAACCGGUUAGCUAAUGUUGUUAGUUGUGGUAAUUUUAUAUCUAGGGAGAAUAACCGGUUGAAAACCGAAUCGGUUUGCCUUGAGAUAAGGCUUUUAGAGUUGUACCGUUUUUUAGUGGCCAUGCAAUCGCCAAUCUCAACGAGUGUAAAUUACAUCACAACGCUCGAGAUUUAA
Molecule: messenger RNA, 519 nt
Organism: Arabidopsis thaliana (thale cress)
Lineage: Eukaryota; Viridiplantae; Streptophyta; Magnoliopsida; Brassicales; Brassicaceae
Gene: bZIP4
Product: basic leucine-zipper 4
Exons: 1
Coding region: 73-519 (148 amino acids)
Biological process (GO): regulation of DNA-templated transcription
Cellular component (GO): nucleus
Molecular function (GO): DNA-binding transcription factor activity; protein dimerization activity
Source: RefSeq, marked reviewed